AAAGGGACUCGCAUCUCCCGCCGCCGUUACGUGGGCUCUCGGAGGUCGUGGCGGCGGCGCAGCAGUCACAGGCCCCAGUGAAGCUCACAGUCAUGUCCAAGACCCGCAGCCAUGAGGACGACAAGGAUGUCUCGGCCGUCCGUAGGGCCAAGGGCCCGAGGAUGGAGAUGAAGCCUCCCCUUACAUUGCCCGUCACUCCCUCUCAGUAUGAUGCCUCUUUCCCCUUUUAUCGGCGGCCUGCUGAGAUUGGACAGUUUUCCCUGGAUGCCCAGCGCUGUUACCAUGGGGAUGCUAGGCAGCUGCGCUACUAUGUCCCUCCCCCUGCUGAGGGCCCUUCCCCAGGAUUUGACCUGCGUGACGGGUACUGUGACCGGUACGUGCGGCGGGAUGAGAGCAUCCGUGAAGGACUGGAGCACUUGCUCAGAUGGAUUGCUCAGAACCGGAAGCAGUUACGGACGGAGGACAAAGGGCGGGCACUGAAUGCAGACUUUGUGACCUGGCGGGGGCAUCUCACCAAAGUGCUCACCACCCCCUAUGAAACUCAGGAUGGGUGGCUGCUGGCUGUCAGCCUCUUCCGUGGGACCCUCUACAUCAGUGAAGUUGAGACUGAAACUGCCCGGAGGCAGCGGGAGCAACGCUCAGAUCUGCUGAAGGAACUCAUGUAUAUGGGCUACAAGUUUGAGCAGUACAUGUGCGCUGAUACACCAGACGGGGUUUCUGAUCCAACCGGGGUCGUGAAUACCAAUGAGGCAUUCUGCACAGUGAUCCGCACCCGCCUGGGUACCCACUCGCUCCUCUUCUCAGGGGAGGUGGAUUGCACUGACCCCCGGAGCCCCUGGCCAGGGCCGCCCAGCUGCUAUGUGGAGCUGAAGACCAGUAAGCCCAUGCACAGCCCUGCCCAGAGGAGGAAUUUUUACAGGCAGAAGAUGGUCAAAUGGUGGGCUCAGUCCUUCCUGCCCGGUGUGCCACGGAUUGUGGUAGGAUACCGGAGCCCGGAUGGCUCUGUUGUGGGACUAGAGACCUUUGAGACCAUGAAGAUCUUCCAGUUCAUUAGGGAAGAUCCCCACUGCUGGAAGCCAGCCGUGUGCAUGAACUUCUGUGCAGCAUUUCUAGCUUUUGUGAAGCAAGUGGUGACAGAAGACAAUCCAAAGUUGGUCCACCUCUUUGCCUGGGAGCCGGGCCGCCCGGUCUCCUUCACGGUGCACCGGGACUCUGAGCACACCUUCCUGCCUGACUGGUAUGUGGAGACACUGAGCACCGAGAAGCCCCCCACCCCGGGGACUCCUGACUGAAGAGCUGGAGCGGGGGGCACUUGAAACAGCCCCCUGGAUGGCCCAGAAUUGCCUAGCCUGGCAAAAAGGGUGUCUUGCUAUUUGGGUUUAAACGAAACCCUUUGCUACUGCCUCAUUUUGUUUGCAAGCUUCUUUUUUUGAUUUUUAAAGAGGCUAUUUUUUUCCCGUUCUGAAUUUCAGCAGUGCAGGAGCGUGAGCUCCAUGGUGCCCUCCCCCCCACACACUCACUCACACUGUGGAAGGAGGACAGCUCUGGCAAUAGGUAAUAAACAAACAUGGACUUUCUA
Molecule: messenger RNA, 1579 nt
Organism: Varanus komodoensis (Komodo dragon)
Lineage: Eukaryota; Metazoa; Chordata; Lepidosauria; Squamata; Varanidae
Gene: DXO
Product: decapping exoribonuclease
Exons: 7
Coding region: 93-1292 (399 amino acids)
Biological process (GO): nuclear-transcribed mRNA catabolic process; NAD-cap decapping
Cellular component (GO): cytosol; nucleus
Molecular function (GO): mRNA 5'-diphosphatase activity
Source: RefSeq, a predicted model, not a curated record